GAAUCAAACAGAGCCUCCAUUAAUCAUCACCCCCGACGCAACAUAAAUACAUAGCAUCUUCACACACCAAAACACACACAUACACAAUCUCUCUCGCCCUCUCUCUCUCUGAUCGUCUCUCUUUCAUUUUCUCAAUUCGUUUCAAAUCAACGCGAAGCUUGAUUCGGCGAUGGACGGCGACGGUCGCGACGACGUCGACGCCGUGGCGGCGGCGCAAGACGACGACGAAUCCAACAACGAAGAGGAGGAUUUGCUCUUCAUCAAUUGUCAAACGCUCAUGGAUAAGAUCACCGCUUCGGCGCUUAAUCCUAAUCCUAAUGUUCUCCAUGCCCUAGCUACUAUUCUUGAAACUCACGAAACUAGGUAUAUGGAAAAUACUUUUGAUACCUCUGUGAAUAAUGUCCGUGCUUCACAUACCAUUGGACGGUUGGGAAAUCUUAUUCGGGAAAAUGAUGAUUUUUUUGAAUUAAUAUCUUCAAAGUUUCUGUCAGAAUCUAGAUACUCAAUAUCUGUCCAGGCCGCUGCUGUUAGGGUUCUCUUCAGCUGUUCAUUGACGUGGAUGUAUCCCCAUGUUUUCGAAGAAAACGUGUUGGACAACAUAAAAGGUUGGGUGUUAAAUGACGCUUCUAGGUCUUCCUGCGAGGACUCCAACUUGAAUAAUGAUUGUGGACAGCGAAAAUCCUCGGAUGCUGAAAUGUUGAAAACCUAUUCUACUGGAAUUCUUGCUUUAUGUUUGGCCGGCGGUGGUCAAAUAGUUGAAGAUGUGUUAACAUCAGGAUUGUCAGCGAAGUUGAUGCGGUAUCUUCGCAUCCAGACUUUAGGCGAGACUAGUAAAAAAGAUGCGAACCAUUCGAUGGAUAGCAAACUUGCUUCAGCUAUUUCAGUUAGAGGCAAAGAUGAAAGCAGGAAUAGGAUUCGCCAUGUUACAGAUAAUCCUCAGUUGGAUGCUCCUAGGAUAACAGAAGGAGUGGUAGUUGACCAAGUUGCCGAAAGGGAUAGUGAUAAGAGUUUCAUUAGGCCAGCAUAUCAGCCUUGGAUGGAUGGUGGAGAAUCCCCUGAUAGUUUAGCUGAUGGUGAUGAUGAUUAUGGGGCAGAUGUAGAAGGCCGUGAUGGAUGGCAUGGUCAAGAUUUACGUGAUAGAAAGACAAAAUGUGGUGAUAGAAAUGUUCAGGGAAGAUCUAUGAGAGAAGAAGAUUUUGAUGAUGGUGGAGGAGAGGAUUCUUUAAGGCGGAGGGUAAAUCGUGGAGGUGUAAGAUCCAGAGGUAGGGGAAAGAUAAAUGAAGGGGUUACGGAGGCUAAAUAUGGGUUAACAUCUCCGGGGACAGGGAGAGGACAAGAGCGUAGAAUGAAGGACAGGACGCUGACAUGUAAUAUGAAUUCAAGAAGCACAACAGAUGUUGAGAGGUGUUUCCCGACGGUUGGUGGAGAAGGUUUUUCCGCUGAUAGGGAAGAUACUGAUGAUUGCUUUGAGGAAUGCAAAAUUGGGUCCAAGGAUAUAUCUGAUCUGGUAAAGAAAGCAGUUCGAGCUGCUGAAGCUGAAGCUAGAGCAGCCGCUGCUCCUGCAGAGGCCAUCAAGGCAGCUGGUGAAUCUGCAGCUGAAGUCGUCAAGACUGCCGCAUUGGAGGUAUAUAACGAGACUAAUGAUGAAGAAGCUGCUGUUUUGGCUGCAUCUAAAGCUGCAUCUACUGUCAUCGAUGCUGGUUAUGCAGUUGAAAUCUCAAGGAGAUUACGCAGUGUUGAGACGAAUUUAACAAACUCCCAAGUGGCUGAACCAGAAAGAAAUGAUGAAACUGAGGAGUUCUCUAUUCCAGACAGCGGUGCCUUGGCAAAUCUAAGAGAAAGGUUUUGCAUCCAGUGCCUUGAAGUACUUGGAGAAUAUGUUGAGGUUCUUGGUCCUGUUCUGCAUGAAAAAGGAGUCGAUGUCUGUAUUGCACUAUUGCAAAGAAGUUCUAGGUUCCCUGAUGAACCAGAUAUUGUGCUGCUCCUGUCUGAUGUCCUUAAAUUAAUUUCUGCUUUAGCGGCUCAUAGAAAAUUUGCUGCCGUGUUUGUGGAUCGCGGAGGCAUGCAGAAGCUUCUUACUGUUCCAAGAGUUACUCAAACAUUUUUGGGUUUGUCAUCAUGCUUGUUCACGAUUGGUUCGCUUCAGGUGAUAAUGGAACGUGUAUGUGCCCUCCCCUCAGAUGUUGUCUAUCAGUUGAUUGAGUUGGCCCUUCAACUUCUUGAAUGCCCACAGGAUCUAGCGAGAAAGGAUGCAGCUGUAUUCUUUGCUGCUGCUUUUGUUUUCAGAGCAGUUCUGGACUGUUUUGAUGCCCAGGAUGGUUUGCAGAAACUAUUAAAUCUCUUACAAACUGCAACAUCAGUAAGGUCUGGGGUUAAUUCUGGGGUAAGAGGGACUUCUCCUACAGGAUCACUCCGAAAUGAUCAGUCUCCUUCUGAAGUGUUGACAUCAUCUGAGAAACAGGUAGCGUACCACACCGGUAUCGCUUUAAAACAAUAUUUUAGAGCACACCUUGUGUUGCUUGUGGACUCGAUACGUCCAAAUAAAACUAAUCGAAGUGCGGCACGGAACAUACCAAGUGUCAGGGCAGCCUACAAACCACUUGAUAUUAGUAAUGAGGCUAUGGACGCAACAUUUCGCCAGAUACAGAAGGACCGGAAGCUUGGUCCUGCAUUUGUCAGAGCCCGUUGGCCUGCUGUAGACAAGUUUUUGGCCUUGAAUGGGCAUAUCACCAUGUUGGAGUUGUGUCAGGCCCCACCUGUAGAGCGGUACUUGCAUGACUUGAUUCAAUAUGCAUUGAGUGUUCUGCACAUUGUUACAUUAGUACCAUACGGCCGCAAACUGUUAGUCAAUGCCACUCUGAGCAAUGAUCGUGUAGGGAUAGCAGUCAUUUUGGAUGCAACAAAUGGUGCUGGCUAUGUUGAACCACAAAUUAUUCAACCAGCGCUAAAUGUGCUCGUCAAUCUUGUAUGUCCUCCACCUUCAAUUAGUAAUAAGCCACCUCUUCUUAGUCACGGGCAGCAAUCAUUGGUUCAGUCUUCAAAUGGUCCUACUGUGGAAGGCAGAGAUCGAAAUGCAGAGCGAAAUAUGCCAGAGCGAAGUGUUCCCAUAACCAGCCAGAUUGAAACAAAGGAGCGAACCAGUGACUCGACUGUUGUAGAUCGAGUCAGCACAGCAGCUCUUGGUACAGCAUCGGCGAAUAAUUCAUCACUGACCCCUGUGUCAGCAGUCCCUUCGGGAUUAGUUGGCGAUCGUAGAAUUUCAUUAGGUGUUGGGGCAGGUUGUGCUGGUCUAGCUGCGCAACUAGAACAAGUAUUUCAUCAAGCUAGAGAGGCUGUACGUGCCAACAACGGAAUUAAGGUCCUUCUUCAGCUCCUCCAACCUCGUGUACUUACUCCACCUGGUGCUCUUGAUUGUCUUCGUGCUCUAGCAUGCAGGGUGCUGCUUGGUUUAGCCAGGGAUGAUACAAUUGCUCACAUUCUCACAAAGCUACAGGUUGGGAAAAAACUGUCGGAACUUAUUCGAGAUCCAGGUGGUCAGUCCUCGGCAAGUGAGCAGGGAAGGUGGCAAGCUGAACUAGCCCAGGUUGCGAUUGAGCUUAUUGCGGUUGUUACUAAUUCUGGCCGGGCAAGUACAUUAGCCGCAACUGAUGCUGCUACUCCCACAUUGAGGCGCAUAGAGAGAGCUGCAAUAGCUGCUGCUACUCCAAUUACUUAUCAUUCCAAGGAACUUCUAUUACUCAUUCACGAACACCUACAAGCAUCUGGAUUGGGAACAACUGCUGCAGCACUUCUGAAAGAGGCUCAGUUGACCCCUCUGCCAUCACUAGCAGCUCCAUCAUCUUUAUCACAUCAAGCCUCUGUGCAGGAAACUCCAUCAAUACAAGUUCAUUGGCCUUCUCGAAACACUUCUGGUGGAUUUUAUUGUGAUAAAAAUAAAUCAGUCUUGUUGGAUGAAGAUUCUAGCAUGAAGUCUGAUAUGGCUGUAUCAUCAUCAAAGAAGAGAUCCCUAGUUUUCUCAUCUACACUUGGUUUGCAGCCGAAACCAAAAUCUCAAGAUUCCUACCCAGCAUAUACCAGUAAAAUCAGCAAUACUACAAAGAGAUCAGGUAUCCCAGCAGGCACUCCAGAAACUCCAUCAGCAUCUGGGGUAAGACCUGGGGGAGAUCAGGAUAUCAACUUAAGAACACCAAUUACAUUGCCGAUGAAGCGCAAGCUAUCUGAGACAACUGAUGCUGGGAGGUUUACAUCAAAUAAACGUCUCAUCACAAAUGAUAAUGGACUUCGGAAUGCAGUUUGUACUACUCCUAGCAGCGUCCGUAAACUAACCGAAUCAAGUUCUUUCUCAACACCAUGUUUGUCAAAAGAUUCUCAUGGACGAUUGAUAUCAGGGGGUUUAGUCCCUGAUAAUCUGGAAGAUAGCCAAUACAACAGCAAUUUACCUCAAGCAACACCUUCUGUACAUCAUGGUUUGUUGAAUGACCCGCAGCAUGUCAACACAGAACGAUUGACUUUGAAUUCUAUUGUUACUCAGUAUCUGAAGAACCAGCACCGACAGUGCCCAGCUCCCAUCACUACAUUACCGCCACUCUCUCUUUUGCACCCACACGUUUGUCCUGAAUCAAGGCGAAGCAUUGAUGUACCAUCUAAUGUGACUGCUCGACUUACUACACGUGAAUACAGAAGUAAGUAUGGUGGAAUCCAGGGAAGUCGUCGGGACCAUCAAUUUGUUUAUAGUAGAUUUAGACCCUGGAGAACCUGCCGGGAUGAUAGUGGCGCUUUGAUGACCUGCAUGACUUUCCUAGGAGAUUCCUCUCGCAUUGCUGCAGGUUGCGAUUCUGGGGAGCUUAAAAUUUUUGAUUCUGACAACGGGAAUAUGCUGGAGAGCUGUACUAGCCACCAAUUUGCUUUGACGGUUCUUCAGUCGCAUCGUUUUGAGGAAACCCAGUUGAUUCUCUCUUCAAGCUCCCAUGACGUGCGACUGUGGGAUGCAUCUUCUGUUUCAGCUGGACCUAGGCAUUCAUUUGAAGGGUGUAAAAGUGGAAAGCUGAGCAAUUCAGGUAGGAAUUUUGGAGCAUUAUCAUUGGAGUCAACUCAUCGAGAAAUUCUCCUGUAUGAUGUCGAGACUUGCAAUUUGGAUUUAAAGCUUACAGACACAAACUUAAGUAUAUCGGGCCGUUCACAUGUAUAUUCUCCAGUUCACUUUAGUCCUUCAGACACAAUGUUGCUCUGGAAUGGUGUCUUGUGGGACCGUAGGGAGCCUGAACCUGUCUAUCACUUUGACCAGUUUACUGAUUACGGUGGUGGUGGGUUCCAUCCAGCUGGUAAUGAGGUUAUCAUAAAUUCUGAAGUUUGGGAUCUCCGAAAAUUUAGGCUUCUUCGUAGUGUGCCUUCCCUAGACCAAACAGUUGUUACAUUCAAUGGCAGUGGAGAUGUGAUUUAUGCAACCUUGAGGAGAAAUCUUGAUGAUGUUACUUCUGCUAUACACACUCGACGUGUCAAGCACCCACUGUAUUCAGCCUUCCGCACUGUGGACGCUGUCAACUACUCUGACAUUGCUACUGUACCUGUUGAUCGAUGUGUCCUAGACUUUGCAACUGAGCCGACUGAUUCUGUUGUUGGGUUGGUUACGAUGGAUGACCCGGAUGAAAUGUAUUCUUCGGCCAGGAUUUUUGAGAUAGGUAGGCGGAGGCCAACUGAUGAUGACUCGGAUCCCGAUGAUGCCGAGACUGAGGAUGAAGAUGAAGAUGACGAUGAAGACAUAGAUGAGGAUCCAUUGUUGGGAAUUGUGGGAGAUGGUGGAAGUGAUAUGGACGAUAUGAGUAAUGAUGAUAGUGCAAGCGAGUUGGAGGACGAGGAAGAUGAUGAUGGUGAAUUCAUGAUGGAUGACCAAGAUGAUGAUGGUGAAAUGCUAGAGUUUGUGACAGGGGGUGAGGAUGGGGAUGAAGAUAGUCAGGUGGAUGAAACAUAUAGCAGCGAUGAAGAUGAUGAUGAUUUUGUAGGCGUUUUUUAAAUUUAAUCAAAUAUAUUAUCUGAAUAAUUGAGACUGUGUCGAUGAUAGGUUCUCAGUUGAUGUAUUUAUUAGUUUGAGGCUCUUAGGUGAAAUGUCAUACUGUUGAAUAUAAUCUUGUGUAAGCUGUAAGUUUGUUCCCGAGGCAAUGCGCUUCUUCUUA
Molecule: messenger RNA, 6170 nt
Organism: Daucus carota subsp. sativus
Lineage: Eukaryota; Viridiplantae; Streptophyta; Magnoliopsida; Apiales; Apiaceae
Product: DDB1- and CUL4-associated factor homolog 1
Exons: 14
Coding region: 170-6010 (1946 amino acids)
Biological process (GO): protein ubiquitination
Cellular component (GO): nucleus; Cul4-RING E3 ubiquitin ligase complex
Molecular function (GO): protein binding
Source: RefSeq, a predicted model, not a curated record